This is a messenger RNA of Eublepharis macularius, 4998 nucleotides long. RefSeq names its product nudix hydrolase 3 (gene NUDT3). NCBI's taxonomy places the organism in Eukaryota, Metazoa, Chordata, Lepidosauria, Squamata, Eublepharidae. The coding region runs from base 341 to 853 and encodes 170 amino acids. Gene Ontology annotation, molecular function: bis(5'-adenosyl)-pentaphosphatase activity; bis(5'-adenosyl)-hexaphosphatase activity; endopolyphosphatase activity. The record is from RefSeq and is a predicted model, not a curated record. Gene Ontology annotation, cellular component: nucleus; cytoplasm. The transcript has 5 exons. Gene Ontology annotation, biological process: diadenosine pentaphosphate catabolic process; adenosine 5'-(hexahydrogen pentaphosphate) catabolic process; diphosphoinositol polyphosphate metabolic process.
UUGGCGUAGCAUGCCCCAAGAUGGCGUCGCGGUCGUCGUCGUUGGCGGCGGUGGCCGGAGUGCUGGUAGCAGCCGCGGUGCCGACGUGGGAAGAACUGAGAGAAGGAAUGAGGCGGCGGGCGGCGGGUGGCAUUAGUAGCCAGUAGCGACCGCAGACGGGGGUCUCUCCUCCCGGUCGGCGUCCGAGACAGCGUCCCCGGGAUAGCGGGUCCCCCGCCCCCUCAAGACAGGGAGACCCUGACCGCUCCCCUCCCGACCGCGGAGCCGACGACACCCUUUGCUGGGCCCAUCCCACAGCUGCUUCCCGGGUGGGUCUACCCCCCGCCUCCUCCAACAGAGGAUGAUGAAGCUCAAGUCCAACCAGACUCGCACCUACGACGGGGACGGAUACAAGAAGCGGGCGGCGUGCCUUUGCUUCCGCAACGAGAGCGAGGAAGAGGUGCUGUUAGUGAGCAGUAGUCGUCAUCCAGAUAGAUGGAUUGUUCCAGGAGGUGGUAUGGAGCCUGAAGAGGAGCCCAGCGUGGCUGCUGUGCGGGAAGUUUGUGAAGAGGCUGGCGUGAAAGGGACAUUAGGAAGAUUAGUAGGAAUUUUUGAGAACCAGGACAGGAAGCACAGAACAUAUGUUUACGUACUUAUUGUCACAGAAGUGUUGGAAGACUGGGAGGAUUCUGUGAAUAUUGGAAGGAAAAGGGAAUGGUUUAAGAUUGAUGAUGCCAUAAAAGUUCUGCAGUAUCACAAACCUGUGCAGGCCUCAUACUUUGAAACCUUGAGGCAAGGCUGUUUGGCAAACAACGGUACUCCUGUUGUGACCACAUCAUUCUCAAAAGAGAGCACUAUGUCUGAUAUCAGAUGACUGAGGAUGUCCAUAUAAGAAAAACAGAUUUUGAAAAGUAGACUGAAACUUGGAUUUCCCUUCCUCCUUCCCCCUUCUCGCCUCUUUCACAUGCUUCCUCUGUCAAACAAGACACGUGCAGCAGCCUUUGGCAGAGCAAAUGUUUGAGUGUUGCUUUCUUGUGGAAAGUGGGGUUUUCUUGCUUUUUCUUGGAUAUGUAUUUUGUAAAACACAUCUUGAGCAUGAAGUGCCCCUUCCCUGUUAACAAAAUUUUAACUACCAUAAGGGCAAGGCUGUUAGCUUCACCCCUGCCUUGCAUUUUGAAAUGUGUUCUCUGUGUGUUGUCCCAGCCAUAGCCAGACCUUUUAUCUUUUCAGUUAAAGAAGGCUACAAAUGUGAGAUUGGUUCCUUAAGUCUUAGACUUUGUACAGUAAGGUGCUGUUGAGAUCCAUUUGAUCACUUUCUCAGUGCAUGUGUGUAAACUUUUUUUAGAUGGAGAAACCUAACACUUUGAUUUUUGCAAAAAAUUUUUAAUCGUGGGCUGCUUCUAUAAAGAAGGGCUUCAUAAUCUUGUUUGCCUUGUUUUUUUUAAAGAAACUUUUUUUGUGACAGUGCUAGUGGCUGGGCCAGUUAGACUCCCUGCACCUCCUCCCUGACCCAAAUUUAGUGCAGUGACACUUAGAGGAGAAGGCCAAGUUAUAAUCACUUGCAAGACAUCCCUGGUGCUCUGUUCUUUCUACAGUUUCAGCCAAUAUGUCAUCUUUAACAUCGAUACAAGGGAUUGGUCACUACUGUAUCAAAAGCUUUUGGCCUUGGAAACUAAAUGAAUUCCAGCCUCAGUAAAUAGGAAUCAAGGAUUCAAAAUGAGUUUAAAAACUAGUGAACUGGAGCAUCAAGCAUCAGUGCUAUCUGCUGGUCUGGAAUUCUUUCCCUUCCUGCUGCAUACUGCAGAUGUCUCUUGUCCACAUGCCUUAUACAAUACUGAACUGGAUAUUGUAAUUUGUGCUAAAGCAUUGGAUUGUACUUUCUGAGUGUUAUUGCAUGGACCUUGAUGAGAUGGUCACAUUUUGCCCCAGAAAAGAAAUCCCAGGGAAAAAUUUCAGGUGUUCAAUCUCCUUUGUCUAUAGCAUUGAAGCACUUGUUAUUGCACUGUGGAGUAUGAUCAGAAUAGUAAAUUUUACCCCACAGUGGCAAAGGUACAACUGGUUCCCAGGCAGAAAUGCUGGUGUAGAAAACUGUCAUCUAAUAGGAUAGUUAACCCGAUGCAUUGGCACGUCACAUUUUUGUUUCUAUUGAUGUAUGUUUCAUGCUGUCUUGAUUUGCCAACAGUGUUGUCUAGUUGGGAGACUUUGGAAAGGGUUGGGGGAGGGAGUUGGAUUGGGGGAGGGAGUUGGGUGGGCUGGGGAAGGUUGGGGUGGGGCAUUAGUUAAUCCCUGGCUUGGGACAGGACCUAGUUGCUAUAUUUGGUGACUUCUUCUUUGUCAGAGUAUAGCCAAGAUGUGAAAUUAAAUCUGCAGUACUCUUAUUUAACUAAUCAUUCUCUCCCCAUUAAAUACUUUACAAUGUGCAUGCAUGCACACAAAUCUAAAAUGGCUGUGUAGCCUGCAGUAAUGUAAAUUAAUAUAUUUUCAAGUUUGGAAAGGAGCUUAACAUUUCAGAUCAAAUUUUAUGAUUUCUUGUUUCAAGUCCAUGCUUUCCGAGAAUGAGAUAGCAUUCCAUAUUAUGGGAUCACAAAGAUGAAAGUGAUUAUUAUUGCCAAAAACUCUACACAAGAAAAAGACUGAGAGGUAUUAUUCAAGAAGUGGCUUAAACUUGGACAUCUAGAGUGGAAUCCUAAAUUAUGCUAUGCCACUUCAGUGCCCUUCGUCUUAUAAAUCAAACAAUAAACAGUUAAUUCAAAGGGCUUGACUGGUGUCUUAAAGUGUACAAUAUCAUUUCUCUUAACCUGUAUGUGGCACUUUCUAAUAUAGCAAACUGUUGCCUUCAGCUAAGAGGGUUUUUUUGUCUCACUGAAUAGAUUAGGACAUGAAAUAUUGUUUGAAAGACUCCACAAAGGGUGACUGCAGUUUUAAUAUCUACAGCAUGCACAGAUUUUUUAAAACUCUAAAAUGUUUUUAUAGGGCUAUUAAACUGACAAUUUAGGAUAGAAUAUUGUUAAUGACUUGCUAACAUCUUUUUGUUGGGUCAGGAAAAAUAAAUUGUGCCAAGUAAGUAGUGUAAUGUGGGAUGAAUUGAUGCUGUUCAUGCAACUGCAUUGACUGGCUGUUUGCUUUCUUAACUGGAAACAGAAGAUGUACCUUCUGGAGUGAAAACGAUCUGGAAUAUUCAUCAACUGUGUAUUCUAACCUAGUCCUGGCUCCUGUUGUUUACUAAAGCUCACCUUCCCACUUGCUUUUAAUGCACUGUAGAGAGAGUCUACAGUUCCCCCAAUAUCUCAGGGUAUUCUGUAAUAAAUGAGUAAUGGAUUUAAGUAAUAUCAAUAAGAAGUCACCAUAUUAACUCAUCUUUUCAAAGCACGUCUAGUUACACUGGAAUUUCCUACAUUGGUAAACCAUGUGUCUAAUACAACAAUAUAAGCAAUUGGGUAUCUUGAUUUGAAUAUAAUUCAGUAUUAAGUAUCUAGACUUAACCCUUAGUUUGAAAUUAAGGUAUUUUAAAUUUUCAGUUAAUUUAGAUUUCAUGCUGAAUUGUACAAUAAAAUGCAGCCACCUUCAGACUGUAUGUGUAAAACACUGCUAAGUUUAUGUACUGUCAUCAAAGCAAACCAGAAAAAUGUGCUUGGAAGAUUCUUUCUCUACAGUAAGCCUUACAUUGUGAAGACUACAUAUGACCCCAAGCCCGAGGACUCUGAGAACCCUGGCUUUCAUUUUUAUAGGUACAAUUCUAAUCCACUGCAGUUGCAGAGAAGAGGUUGGAUAAUAAUAAAAUUGCUGACCUUAUGCAUUUCCUGUUUUAGACAGAUACUAGAACAGCAUGAGCAGUGUUGCAAAUGUGUUGGUAUAUAUUUACAAAUAAUUCUUGACAAGAACAGAUUUGGUGCCAAUGCUUACUACAUUACUGACCCCAUUUAGACAAGGUCUAAGUGGGCAUUCGCAUUGUGCGUACCAUAUCUACUUAAAUCAAGGUUGACAGUGCUGCUUAAAAUUAUUUUUGGCAGUGAGUCUUUACAUAGCUGCUGGUUAACCUUAGUGAAUCUGAAACAUUAGUAAUAUUAUGAGUGAGGGCACACAGCCUGUGCAACGUUUGUCCAGUAUGGAGAAGAAAGAUGAAGCCCACUUAAGGCUUUCAGCAGUAAUGUCUGUCACCUUGUUGUAUACAAUGCAAUAGUGAUUUUUAAUGAUAUCACGUGUUUCAGUGUCAUAGAUUAGAAAGUCUGGUAUAGAAUAAAUAGCGUAUGCUGGAGUCUUUUGAUGUAGCUGUUAAUCUUUUGCGGCUUAACCUUGAAUUAGCUUAUUAGAUUUUCUAAAAAAUGGGGGGAAAUCACCUUUGUAUGAAGAGCUUGACCUGAACUUUAGUCAUGUUGUUAGAUGUAGCAUAAAUGCUUAUCUUCCAAAAACAUUAUAUAUGUCGUUAGUCAUACUUAUAUAAUCUGUUCCAUCUGUCUACCUUUGCUCUUUUCUAAAGGCCCGUUUGUUUCCUAGUUUUAAACAUCUGCCAAUAAGAAAAUGAAGUGCCACAGUAUCUUAAUAGUGGUUAUAUCAGAACUUACAAGUGGGAAAGUAUAGAAGUGUCUGCUGUGACAUUUUAAUAGAAGUGAGAAAGUUGCUUAGACAUAAUUUCUGCUAGAUAGGUAUCUGAUUUUGAAAUUAGAUUCUUGAAAAUUAACUGUUAUGGUUAUGAGAAUUGGAAUAUGUACUAGUGAAAUAUUCAAGAACAUUUGUGUAGGUGGUAUAUCUAACUGAUUUUUCUAAUGUUGGAAGUACGACUUUUGCUGAAGGGUACUGUUUUAAUCAAUGAUUGUGCAUAUUUUCUAAUGCUUUGCCAAGUUUUGUUUAUCUGUUAACAUACCUGUACCCAGGCACUGGGUGCUAUGUUUAAGAGAAAAUGAGAGAGUGUGUGAGAGAGAGAGUGCAUGGCCAUGUGUAGUGUUAUGGGUCUACUUUACACUGGAAGAGUAUGUAUGUAUGCUCUCUAAUUCCUGUAAUAAAGAAGCUGCUUUGAGUACA